UAAUUUUUAUUGGUUGUAUCAUAUGGAACAUUUUCUCAGCAUGAUAUAUUAAAGAACAAAACAACUUGUAUAAGUUAACUAUCACAGCAAAAAGGGAUAUCUUACCACUCUUUAUGUUGGUCAGGAAUAAGUGUGCAGCCUGCUAUAGGCAGUUCAACAAAAAGGAGCACCUAGUGGAACACAUGAGGACAUCAUAUCACUCGGUGCAUGAGCCAAUGUGUGGAAUUUGUGGAAAACGCUGCCGGUCAUUUGAAUCCCUUCGCGAACAUCUUAUAGGACCAUUGCCAAAGGCAGAAUGUGAAAGGUUGUUCAGAGACCGUGGUUGUGACAUUUGCCUAAACAUCCUUAGCAGCCGCAAUGCUCUGAGGAUUCACCGAGAUACAUGUCAACUUUCAUUUGGAAAUAACGCUCUAUUGCACCGAUUUGCUAACUUAGGCAUCCAAGAUAACCUGAGAAUUGAUAGUGGGAAAACAAGAGCAGUUGCUCUUGCAUGCAAAAUGGUUGGUGGUGGUAGUGAUGGUUCAUUGGAUCUCUGUGCGAAAGUCUGCAUCAUAGAUGAAUACGAGAACAUAUUAUUCCGGUCCUAUGUCAAACCUCACCUUCCUAUUACACAUUACAGGUAUGAGACAACAGGCAUUCGACCAGAAUACCUCAGGGAUGCGAUGCCACUUAGGCAAGUGCAAAGGAAGAUUCAAGAUUUCCUGUGCAAUGGAGAACCCAUAUGGAAGAUCCGUCCAAGAGGUGGGAAGGCAAGGAUUCUUGUAGGCCAUGGGUUGGAUCAUGAUCUAAAGAGCUUGGAAUUAGAGUACCCUGCAGUUAAAAUAAGGGAUACAGCAAACUAUCCACCCUUAAUGAAGACUAGCAAGCUCAGCAACUCACUUAAGUAUCUCACAAGAGCAUACCUCGGAUAUGAUAUUCAAAGUGGCAUACAAGACCCUUAUGAAGACUGUGUUGCAACAAUGAGGCUGUACAGGAGGAUGCGAUCCCAGGCUCAUAGAAAUGAGAAUUAUCCACUUGCUAUGGACCCGCAAAAUAAAAAUAAUUUUGCUUCAUGGAGACAAAAUGAGCUCGAGAGGAUGAGUCCUGAUGAACUGUUUUCAAUCUCAAGGUCUGAUUUUUAUUGUUGGUGCUUAGAUAGCAAAGACUACGCCUAAACAAAGAGAGAAACUAGUAUCAAGAAUGUAGUGGGUGUAUCUGAUAGCUAUAUUGAGCUAUUAACCUAUAAAAUAACUAGAUAUAUAUAGAAAUAAAGCAUGGAAAUUUUCCCAUGUUUCUAGUAGAUGAUGGUAGGGAAAUUUGUGUAGUAUGAGGCAUUGAGCCUAUACGAAUGAAUUAUUCAUUGAUAUCUAUAAGAUGGGAUUAGAUAUAUCAAUUGUAUUUGAUUUAACAAGAAUAAAUACAUCUUUUCUUGCUGAAAAACGU
Erigeron canadensis is the source of this 1422-nucleotide messenger RNA. Its product is annotated as RNA exonuclease 4-like. Gene Ontology annotation, biological process: rRNA processing. The coding region runs from base 114 to 1154 and encodes 346 amino acids. Gene Ontology annotation, cellular component: nucleus. The transcript is spliced from 6 exons. Gene Ontology annotation, molecular function: 3'-5' exonuclease activity; nucleic acid binding. NCBI's taxonomy places the organism in Eukaryota, Viridiplantae, Streptophyta, Magnoliopsida, Asterales, Asteraceae. The record is from RefSeq and is a predicted model, not a curated record.